This is a messenger RNA of Conger conger (European conger), 1914 nucleotides long. It is a transcript of the gene eif4e2rs1, whose product is annotated as eukaryotic translation initiation factor 4E family member 2 related sequence 1. Gene Ontology annotation, cellular component: eukaryotic translation initiation factor 4F complex; cytoplasm. The coding region runs from base 267 to 965 and encodes 232 amino acids. The record is from RefSeq and is a predicted model, not a curated record. Gene Ontology annotation, molecular function: translation initiation factor activity; RNA 7-methylguanosine cap binding. Gene Ontology annotation, biological process: translational initiation. NCBI's taxonomy places the organism in Eukaryota, Metazoa, Chordata, Actinopteri, Anguilliformes, Congridae. The transcript is spliced from 7 exons.
UUCGCAUGCUUGUUUCUAUACUGCGUCUGCGUGUAGCUUAAUGAGCGUUUUGUCGAGCGACUAUUUGCGAAUAAUGUGAAGUGAAACAAGUUGUAUUUCUCAGCUAGCUAUGUAUAUAACGUUUUAACGUAUUGACUUAAGUCAAGUAAUUACGUGUUUAGAUAUAUUGCUUUAAGACGUUGCUUUCAGGAAUUGACGAGAUUAUUUUACACUGUAUAUUGAAGGGGACGCUUCUAACGAAGGAGAAUACGCGUUCCAAUUUGACAAUGAAUCAGUUUGAUCACUUGAAGGACGAUGACAGCGGAGAUCAUGAGGACCCAGUCACGAACCGAGAGGAGAAGAGUGAUACCGACAACAGCUCAGUGAACAACAAUAACAACAACGGGCGACGAAAGACUGUGUCCCCAGGGGUGGGGGAGCAUCCACUGCAGUACAACUACACUUUCUGGUACUCAAGGCGCACACCCAGUCGACCAGCCAACACCCAGAGCUACGAGCAGAACAUUCGGCAGAUUGGAACUGUGGCAUCGGUGGAACAGUUCUGGAAGUUUUACAGUCACCUGGUCCGACCUGGAGAUCUGACAGGGCACAGUGACUUCCAUCUGUUCAAGGAGGGCAUCAAACCCAUGUGGGAGGAUGAGGCGAACAAGAAUGGUGGGAAGUGGAUCAUCCGGUUGCGGAAGGGGCUGGCCUCGCGCUUCUGGGAGAACAUAAUCUUGGCCAUGCUGGGGGAACAGUUCAUGGUUGGGGAGGAGAUAUGCGGAGUUGUGGUGUCUAUUCGUUUCCAGGAGGAUAUCCUGUCCAUCUGGAACAAAACGGCCAAUGACCAAGUGACCACCUCCCGCAUCCGUGACACACUGCGCCGGGUCCUCAACCUGCCCCCCAACACCAUCAUGGAAUACAAGACUCACAACGACAGCCUCAAGGACAACUCCAGUUUCCGCAAUACGAAGAUCACAUUGUGAACACCACUCUGCAAGGCAAGAAUGGAUAAGUAAAUGGGUGAUAAAUACUGGAUGGAUGCAUUAAUCCAGCUCUAUCUCUCACCCAUGCAUUGAUGGACUUUGUCAUCUCUGAAUUCAGCAAAUCAAAGACCAAAACUUACGAGACAGUGGAAUAGUGAAUGUAAAUGUAAAGGAGAAAAAAAAACAUUGGCUGGUAAAGCUUUUGCCAAGGGACCAUGCUGAGGGACUGUGAUUCCAGUAAUGUACCACAUAGCAGCACAAACCUUUGGAGGAUCCCAGAAGAAUGUUUUGUUCCGUUUAAUCUAUUUUUGCGCCAUCUUCUAUCCAUAUGUGCGGGCCUAUGUAUGCUAAAGGUAAAAUGUUACUGUUGAAGCCGGUUUAUUUCCCAGCUGAUUUAUUUUACAAGCCUGUAUAUCUCAUUGAGGCAGAAAAGCAUUCUAAGCAUGGAUCUAUCCUGGAGGUGUCACUUCAUAAUUUGAUUAGAGUAAUUUUGGUAUAUACUAGGGCUUAUGAACAAAUAAUUAUUUCUCUUGGCAUUGUGUCUGAGAAUGCCAUUCAGUAUGCUAGUGUUUCCUUUUCCAGUGGAUAGUGUUCACCUUGAGGGAGCUGUUAUAGGAGGCAGUGGAGUUCUUUUCAACAAACUUGUGGCCUUUUCUCUACACAUUUCCCAUAUAAUUCUGUCCAAUAUUCAAAAUAGUAUAGACCCUUCUGCUUUUGGUCAAGUCAGUUGGUCUAGCUGCAUGCAUUGCUUUGAAAGACCAGUGCCAAUACUUUGCUUCAACAGUGUGUGUGUGUGUGUGUGUGUGUGUGUGUGUGUGUGUGUGUGUGUGUGUGUAUACACGUGUGCGUGUAUGCGUGCGCACUUGUGUUUCUGCAUAUGUGUGCCUGCCCACACUGUGCAAUUGCCAAAAUUAGUACUAAUAAAAUAUAUUGCUGUGUGUACAUUUUA